GAGUCAUUCUGGGCUGCCGAGAUUGGUUAACCUCAUGGAUCCAACCACUGUUGAGAUAGUUUUGUCCUUCGUUUCUUCUGCAGCUUGAUUGGUCAUCUUCGGCGAGGAGAAAUAGAGGAUAGCCCAUUUCCUUCAAAAACAACUAGCCAUCUACCUAUGGUUAUAUUCUGAAUUUAGUAACACAACUAUUGAAAGUUUUUCCCAAGUUAUCUUUCAUCAACGCAAAAAUGACAUCCAGUUCUACUAUCUAUUCUCAGGGGUUCAAUUUUAGUGACUUUUUGCAGAAAGGCGUCGAUCCACGCACAGGCCAAUACACGUGUAUGGUUGAUCUAUACGAAGCACCAAUUCAAGCCAGAAAUUGUCCUCCGUUCAAGCUGUCCUUAUCCUUUCAUCCCUUGAAUACAAAGGAUUUCGGAUUAGGACAAGGAUGGACAUUCAACCUCCCUUCUUAUGAACACCGCCAGUCGAACCGAGUAGUCAGCCUCUCUACAGGCGAGUCUUACCGAGUUACCGAAACAUCUAGCGCCAUCUUCACCACCGACCAAAAGCUCAAAAGCUCGACUUUGAAGAAACUGGAUGCCAAUACUUACCAGAUUACAUACAAAUCGGGCCAGAUCGAGACUUUAUCCAAUUUCAACAAUAGAUACAAUAAGACUGUUCUCGUUGACUUAUAUGCAUCCACUGGACGUUCCCUAUCAUUCACUUGGUCUGCGUUUGGUGAGAUUGCUCGCCUCGACAAGAUUCAGCAGGGCUCAGAAAUCCUUCUUGAAGUCAAGUAUGGGGAAUCUCAAGUGGAGAUAACAAAAGCUCCGAAUACACCCGAAGCAACUACAUUCACUCUCAUUCAAAGAAGCAAUCAGCUGGUAGAGAUCCGUUUUCCUUGGGAUGGAGCGUCCUGGAAGUUCAACUAUCAGAAGUUUGGCCAAAUGGUUCAUCUGAACAAUGUAACUAGCCCGACUGGCCUCGUGGAGGAGAUUACCUACAAAGAACAAGGACAUCGAUUGCCAACAGGGGCCCCUUACCAGGCAAUUCCUUAUGCCAUAUCUCACACUUCACGUCCUGGAAACUCACAGCCUCCAAUCACAACCUCCUACACAUAUUCUGAUUACAACUUUCUUGCAUAUGGUAGUAGCCAAAAUUGGAAAGACGGAGAAGACAAUCUGUUUCUUACUCGCGAUGAAUACCAAUACACGUCAAAUGUUCAAAUUCAAGGCGGGAUGGUAACGAAGAAUACUUACAAUAAGUUCCAUCUUCUUAUCAGUUCUGAACAACAGAAAGGUGUCAAGCAGGUCACUCAGAAGAUCACAUAUCAUGCGAUCCCAUUCGCAUCAUUUGAAAACCAACCUGCACAAUAUCAAUUGCCCAAAACUGUCGAGACUAUCUACAAGGAUACAGCUAGUCAGGCAACCCGCACGGAAACUAGCUAUCAUGUCUUUGACGAGUGGGGAAAUCCUACACAAGACAUCAGACCAACUGGUAUCCGAAUCGAUCGCAACUACUACCCACCAGCUGGUGAUGGAAUAUAUUGCCCACGUGAUCCUCAUGACUUCCAAAGAUAUCUGAAACGCGAGACAGUGACACCAGCUAAUGCUGCGGGGCCAACUCGUAGUGAGCAUUAUACAUAUGCCCAAAUGCCCACAGCGACUGGUGCAAAGGCGAGCUACCUUGUUGUUCUCCAACAGAAGCAAAAUAUGGAAGGAACCCAGCUUCUUACCAAGUUCGAUUACACUUAUGUGAACAGUGCUGCAGCAAGAGAUCACACCCGUCUUCAGAAACAGGUGACGCGGCUCUAUGAUCAAUAUCCCACAACACAGAGCUGGACCUACACAUACCCCAGUAGCAGCCAAUUUGUACAGACGAUGGCCACGACGGCUUUCGAUAAUUCUACAGUAGUGGAGGAGACGGGCUAUUCAUUGUGGUCAGGGCUUACAGCAACUCAUAAGAAUCAAACUGGCAUUUCCACCCACUUUUACUACGACAGCCUCGGUCGCUCAACCAAGAUAGUUCACUCUCAAGGAACAUCCUAUGAAUCCGUUGAGCGCCAGGAGUACAUUUCCCUUGGAGUUAACAAUGGAUCCAGCAGAACAGUGACUGAUGCAAAGGGAGUACAAACCCGCUACAUCACAGAUGGGUUGGAAAGGCUUUGGCGGGCUGAGAAACAGGAUGACCAAGUGUUUCGGAUGAUCCAAGAAAACACCUAUAACGCUCAGGAUCAACUCAUUACAACAUCCGACAUUGAUUGGCUGAGAACAGACAAGAUAGAGUCGCCAUCUGAGCAAAAGAGCAUUAAGUCAAUGGAAUAUGACGAUUGGGGCAAGGUCUAUAGGGUGUCUGAAAAUUCUGGCUUGCGUACAUUGACCAACACAGAUCCAAUCACCAACACAAAAGUUGAAGGUGUUGAAGGCGAGGGUAUGACUAAGACCAAGUUGAAUCUUUUCGGCGCGCCCACACAGAUAGCACUCUAUCGCAAGGACAAUACCCUCUACAGCAAAAUGGACUACACCUAUGAUGGCCUGAAUCGUCUUCUCAAGCAGCAGGAUAAUCUUGGUCGUGUAACUGAAUACAAACCCGAUUCCUUUGACCGGGUAGUUGAGACCAUCUGGCCUGGUGCUCGCGUGGUCAAGACACAAUAUGCAAGUCAAACCACUGCCUUAUUGCCGACUUCAGUGAAGCUUAAUGACCGAAAAGUGGGCGAGCAAUCAUUCGAUGGAUUAGGCCGUGUUACGAGGAAAGUCAUUGGUACACGAACUACUAGCCAAAGUUAUUCAGGAAUUUCACCUGAUCCAGCACAAAUAACCAACGCGAAGGGAGAGCAACACAACUUGACCUACCAGUUAGCUUUGGAUGGUGCGCUUACACAGAUAUCCAGUAGCAAUCAUACAGAUGCCUAUAAGUAUGACGCUAAAACUGCUGCUCCGUUGCAGUUUAAAGGUGCUUAUUCGACUCACGAUCUACAAUAUCUGAAUUCUGGGCUACUUUCUCGGGAAACCAUAUCUAUUACUGGAGGCCAGACAUUCUCUGCUCUGUAUGCUUAUUCAAUGGCCGGAAAGUUGCAAAAGUAUACCGAUGCGAACGGGAAAUUGCAAGAGACCCGUUAUGACGCGUUUGGAAGACCCCAACAGGUAGCACAAGGAAGAUUGAAAGUAUCAUUUGUCUACGAUAGCGCUAGUCGUGUAACAGAAAGUCGUGUCCAGGACGAAGAAAAGAAUACAAAAAUAACUACCAAAUUGGCAUACGAUGACUUUGGUAGAGAAGUCAAACGAUCUGUAUACAGCGGUGAAUCGACAUUGAUAUAUCAUCUCAGUCAGACAUAUAAUGGAGUUGGUCUUGUAGCUUCGCGCCUCCAGGAGAAAAGCAGUAGUGUGAUGCGAAGCGAGAGUUUCGAAUAUGACGUCCAUAACCGUCUUGUCAAGUAUCAAUGCCAAGGAAGCGAGCCUCCUGCAGAUCAACAAGGAAAUCUUCUGAAAUCACAACAGUUCGUCUUCGAUAACUACGAUAAUAUUGUACAGACUUCCACAGUAUUUCAAGACGGCAGCUCAAAUACUUCUGCUAGCUCUUUCAACACACAAGACCCUACUCAACUCAUUCAGGUCACCAACACGCAUCCAAAUUAUCCAUCCAAAGCGGUCCUCGAGUAUGAUUAUAAUGGAUGCUUGACGCGCGAUGAGCAAGGUCGAAGACUUCAAUAUGAUAACAUGAGCCGAUUGACUGAUUUGCGAGAUGUCAAUAACAAUGUUCUUGCGCAAUAUUUGUAUGACGCGGCGGGAAACCUAGCGUGCCAGAAAGUGCCCAACCAACCAGACACAAGAUUCUUCUAUAGGGGGUCGCUUAUAGCCGUGCAGAAAGGAGAUCGUUUGGUGAGCUAUUUGUCGAAUGGAUCGGAGUAUUGGGGGGAAACAGUUUCUCAACUGGGCGGAAGCAUCGAAACCCAUCUCUGGGCUUCUAAUUGUCAACAGUCUAUUCUCACCACAUUAGAUUCUCAGAAUCCUAACCAGAUUCAAACCCAGCAGUACACGCCGUAUGGAUGUUCUGGCUCGGAAGCUGGAUCUUCCUUUUCUUCUAUUAGCUUCAAUGGUCAAUGGCGAGAUCCUGUUACAGGGUGGUACCAUCUAGGCAAUGGGUAUAGAGUUUACAAUCCCCAGCUCAGAAGAUUCCACACACCUGAUCCAUGGGCUCCAUUCGCAUCCGGAGAAAUCAAUCCUUAUGUAUACUGUUUAGGAGAUCCCAUCAAUCGAGUAGAUCCAAAUGGUCAUUUGAGUAUCUUUGGCAUAAAUUUUACGUGGAAAGACCUCAUCAUGGUGGUAGUUGGAAUCGCUGUUAGUGUAGGUGUUGGGAUUCUAACAGGUGGUGCAAGCUUGGCUAUACAGGUUGGUGUUGGUAUCGCGGCAGGGGUUGUUUCCGAUGUAGCAUCUGGUAUGCUUGGAAGUGUCGCAAAUGGGGAACAGAUAACUUGGAGAAGUGUUGGUUUAGAUGCUCUUGGUGGGUUGUUAGGUGGAAUAGGUGGUGAGAUUGGUGGUAAUAUUCUCAAACAAGGAUUCAAAUCCACCAAGGCUUUACCAACUGCUCUCAAAAAGAUAGUAGGUAGGGCAGGCUCGUACAAUGUCACCAAAGAAGUGGCGGAAGGGAUUGCCAGUAAAAGCAUAACAGCUAUAAAGAGCGGGUUGCGAGCUUCUGCGCGAGGGUUAAUCCCGGGCCAAGCGACAUCACGAGGGUUGGUACCUCUCAUCGCCCCUGAUUCCCAGGAUGAGAACGAGCAAUCUCAGGGAGGAUCUUCGAAAUUGACAGCCAGUAGUGGCAACGAUAAUUUCUCGACUGCCCCACUAGGACGUUCCGGGCCUGCACAAGUUGGUAGCCAUUCUUUCUAUCUUGACAGAGGAUCUUUCGUAACGAGAGAUGUCAUACGACCUCUCAUGAAGGAUGGUGAUUAUACCGCCAUGUCGACAUCAUUUAUGAGCAACUAUGGCAAUGUGUCCAGUGCUGGGCAAUCUGCUGUUGCAUCCCUACUUGGGCGUCAAAUUAGGUUUACCUAUGGCCCACUAACUAAUACGCAAUCGGAGGAAGAUUCUUAGGGUAUAAUUUUCUCCUCUCUCUUUGGAAUGGAAUAUGAUUGAACUCUCAUCUUUUUAACUCAGUAAUCAAAAUGCUUUUAUUAUUGGACCUGAACUA
Botrytis cinerea B05.10 is the source of this 5166-nucleotide messenger RNA. RefSeq lists its product as hypothetical. The transcript has a single exon. The coding region runs from base 228 to 5069 and encodes 1613 amino acids. The record is from RefSeq and is a predicted model, not a curated record. NCBI's taxonomy places the organism in Eukaryota, Fungi, Ascomycota, Leotiomycetes, Helotiales, Sclerotiniaceae.